Molecule: messenger RNA, 1750 nt
Organism: Rhinichthys klamathensis goyatoka
Lineage: Eukaryota; Metazoa; Chordata; Actinopteri; Cypriniformes; Leuciscidae
Gene: asl
Product: argininosuccinate lyase
Exons: 16
Coding region: 129-1526 (465 amino acids)
Cellular component (GO): cytosol
Molecular function (GO): argininosuccinate lyase activity
Source: RefSeq, a predicted model, not a curated record
GCAUUCGGUGCUGAAUCGAUCCUUUAAUUAUCUGACAUUUCCUCUAUCUGAUUUAAAUAAUAUGCUUUAGUUUCCCGUUUGUUCUUCGCACAUAAAGACUGCUUGAGAGUCAAAGUGAGACUGUUACAAUGGCAACUUCAGAGGGAAAUAAGCUAUGGGGUGGUCGUUUUGUGGGAAACACAGACCCUAUAAUGGAAAAGUUCAAUGCGUCAAUCGCGUACGACCAGCGUAUGUGGGAAGCUGAUAUUAAAGGAAGUAAAGCAUAUGUCAAAGCCUUACAGAAAGCAGGUUUGGUCACCCAAAACGAGAUGGAACAGAUUCGCACAGGCCUUGACAAGGUUUUUGAUGAGUGGUCCAAAGGCGAGUUCAAGAUCAAACCAGGAGACGAGGAUAUUCACACAGCCAAUGAACGCAGGCUGAAGGAAUUUAUUGGUGAUCCAGCUGGAAAGCUUCACACAGGCAGGAGCAGGAAUGAUCAGGUUGCAACAGAUAUGCGGCUCUGGCUACGGGACGCUAUUGCCACUCUGAAAGGACUAGCUUUGCAGCUCAUCAACACUAUGGUGGAAAGAGCUGCAGCAGAGAUUGACAUCCUAUGCCCUGGAUACACUCACAUGCAGAGGGCCCAGCCAAUCAGAUGGAGUCACUGGAUUCUCAGUCAUGCAGUGGCGCUAAGCAGGGAUGUUGAGCGGCUGGACGACAUCAGAAAACGUGUUAAUGUGAUGCCCCUAGGAAGUGGAGCCAUUGCUGGGAAUCCAUUCAACAUUGAUAGAGAACUUCUUCGUCAAGAACUAAAUUUUGACAGGAUUAGCAUUAACAGCAUGGAUGCUACUGGACAGAGGGAUUUUGUUGUGGAGUUUCUCUUCUGGGGAUCAAUGUGUCUCACACACCUCAGCAAGAUGGCGGAGGAUCUGAUUUUGUACAGUACCAAGGAAUUCUCCUUCAUCACUCUGACUGAUGCAUACAGCACUGGGAGCAGUUUAAUGCCUCAGAAGAAGAACGCAGACAGCCUGGAGCUCAUUCGCAGCAAAGCAGGACGAGUGUUUGGCAGAUUUGCAGGGUUUCUGAUGACUCUCAAAGGCUUACCCAGCACAUACAACAAAGACCUACAGGAGGAUAAGGAGGCCAUGUUCGACACAUACGAUACAGUAAAUGCUGUGCUGCAGGUGGCUACAGGUGUCAUCUCAACUCUAAAGGUCAACCAAAUAACGAUGGAAGCGGCCCUCAGCCCAGAUAUGCUGGCCACUGAUCUUGCCUACCACCUGGUCAGAAAGGGAAUGCCUUUCAGAGAGGCCCACAGUUGUGCUGGAAAAGCCGUCUAUAUUGCAGAGACUAAGAAAGUCAGUCUGUCUGAACUCACUUUAGAGGACCUUCAAACCGUCAGCCCUUUGUUUGACAAAGACGUUUCUUCAGUGUGGGACUACAUCAGAAGCGUUGAACAGUACAGCGCACCCGGUGGCACAGCGAGGAGUAGCAUCACGGCUCAAAUCGAGCACUUUAGAACCUGGUUACAGGCACAAAAACAGUAACCAUAGUCUCAAGGUCAGCAGUAGGUGCUCUUUCUUCAGAGAUGAAUUUGGCAUGUUAUGCCUGCUAUUAUCUCAUGUCAUCACAGAUUCAGUUGAAGUCAAGGGUUUGCCUGUGUGUUACAUUUAAGGAAAGUUUCAUUGGUUCAGAAUAAGGAUUUUACAUGACAAAACGUGUACAAUGAAAUGCAGUUACAUUUGAAUAAAUAAUUUGUGCAGUCACUUCA